Molecule: messenger RNA, 228 nt
Organism: Cercopithifilaria johnstoni
Lineage: Eukaryota; Metazoa; Nematoda; Chromadorea; Rhabditida; Onchocercidae
Source: the annotation of a GenBank genome assembly
AUGUUCUACUACUACGGAGAUGGUUAUUACUAUCAUCAUUACGUUCCAUACGGUGGCGGAUUACUCUUCACACUAAUGAUUCUUCUUAUCUGUUGUUGCUGCAUGUUAAGCGCAACCGAAGUUCCUCCAUACGGUUAUUAUUAUGAUUGCAUGUGUUGUGGACCAUGUAUUCACUGUCGUCCUUUUCGGCAUCGUCAACAUCAUCUAGAUCCCGUUAUUAUCGUAUAA